This is a messenger RNA of Pistacia vera, 687 nucleotides long. Its product is annotated as UPF0426 protein At1g28150, chloroplastic-like. The transcript has 3 exons. The record is from RefSeq and is a predicted model, not a curated record. NCBI's taxonomy places the organism in Eukaryota, Viridiplantae, Streptophyta, Magnoliopsida, Sapindales, Anacardiaceae. Bases 221 to 607 code for a protein of 128 amino acids.
ACAUUACUAUUACCAGACUUAAGCGAGGUAAAUUUCAGAAAAAAUAGAAGAAUUUCUUCACCCCUUAAUGAUCAGAAAAUCAACUCAAACCCACGAUUUUACAGAAGUAUCACAAACCCCCCUCAAGCGCCCAACGCGAGUGGCAAUAAAUUUGCUUGUUGAAAGGAAGCAAGCAAGCAAAACAAAAGUGGCGUUAUCUCUCUAGAACUCUCCCACACAAAUGGCUUCUUCUCUCCAGAACUCUCCAUCUGCACUGUAUCAUAGCUUGAAGAACCCGUCGUCAUCGUCUUCACUGCUUAAACGCACCCGUAUUAGUGAUAGAAGUACAAGUGUUGGACUUCAGAAUCGUAAUUAUCGAAACAGAAAUGGGGUCGUAGCUUGUUUCUUGAGUCCACUGGAAGAACCCAUUCUCAAAGAAGCUCUUAAGGAGCCGAUUGCAUUCGCAGGUGGGAUCUUUGCUGGUCUUUUGAGGCUUGAUUUGAAUGAAGAUCCAUUGAAGGAGUGGGUUACAAGAACUGCUGAUGCCGCCGGAAUUACAGAGGAAGAAAUCAAUGCUCAAGGCUCAAAGACUGAAGAAGAAGUCCCAGAACAAAUUGAGAUUGAAUGAUGAAAUCUUGUAUCAUAAUAGUGUAUAAAUAAUAAAAUAUUUGACCAGUCUAAAUGAUGGAUGAUUUCAAGUUCAUAUUA